Molecule: messenger RNA, 3219 nt
Organism: Morone saxatilis (striped sea-bass)
Lineage: Eukaryota; Metazoa; Chordata; Actinopteri; Moronidae
Product: solute carrier family 22 member 7-like
Exons: 10
Coding region: 1027-2634 (535 amino acids)
Biological process (GO): transmembrane transport
Cellular component (GO): membrane
Molecular function (GO): transmembrane transporter activity
Source: RefSeq, a predicted model, not a curated record
CUUCAACAGGAUGCCCGUACAUGGAACUCGGACUUUAAAACCAUGGUUUGCAGAAGUAAUAUGGGAAUGGAAAAACUACUAGUGAUAUUCACAUUUGUUUAUUAGAUUAAUUGUUAAUUAGAUACAAUUAAGAUAACUUGAUCUCAUGCAAAUAAGACCACUAUACUUCCCUGUGAGUUACUGCAGAUUUAAAAAAACAACAAUUCAUUUAAUCCAGACAGGACACAUUUAGCAUAUCGCAAACUGGCUGCUGCUUGAGGAAAUGCACCAAGCUUCCUCAGCACCAAGCACAGAAUAGCUGCUAAUGCACUGUGUUCUUCAUGAUAUUGAGUCCCUGUACUUGUGCGCAUAUUGAGCAUAUUCAGUUUUAUCUCCUUUCUUCUGGGAAUAUUGUAACAUCAAGUGUAUCUUUUUUUGGGUCAUAAACAAGCAUGCAUGUGUUAAAUUAGUGACUAGAAACAGUCCAUACCUCACCAAUGCAAAACAGUACAGUGGUGCAUCACAGUGCAUCAGUACAGUACAGUACCUGAUACUCACCAUGAGGGAAGGAAACUGGAACAAAACACUCAUUACACAGUGAGUCACAGAAAAAUGUGAGACAUCCCACAGAUAGAAACGGGUGACAGCAGGGGGGAGAUAAUUGAUAAUUGGAAUAGUUACAAUUACAGUUAAACUGUAGAAAAUAUUGUUCUUGCAACUGCAUUGUUUGGCACAAAUAUAGCUUAAUCAUUUCAUGUGAAAUGCUUCUUCAGUACACUUUAAGAACAAUUAUUACUGGGACCACUAAAGAAGAUUGUAGAUUCACAUUAUAGGCACUACUACCGCUGACAAUACUUUGUCCAGCCAUAUACUUGGUUUUUACCUCCUCCUGUUGACAGACAGCUGCAGUUAUUGGGUCCAAUGAAAUGCUUUUGUAGAUAAUAAUUAAUAUGGUGUAAGUAAAUGUGUCUUGUUUAGUGUCUGUCACCCAACUUCACUUCACUGUUAGAACAUUUAGCUUUAUGUUGACUCUGGGAGCACAGCAGGAUGAAAUUUGACAGCAUACUUUCAGAAAUUAAUGGAUUUGGAAAAUUCCAAAUCAAGCUAAUCUUGAUUCAGAUGCUCUCUCGCAUUACUCUACCAUGUCACUUCCUGCUGAAUAACUUCAUGGCAGCUGUUCCCUCUCACCACUGUAACAUCACUGCUCUGGAUGAUGGAGCCAUCUUUGGGAAUUUAACUCAGGAACAGAAACUGGUUGUUGGUAUUCCAGCAGAGUGGGAUGGCUCUCCGAGCUCUUGUCAGAUGUUUUCGAACCCCCAGUAUCAAUAUCUGUCAGGCUCCAACAGUAGUGAGGAUACAUUUACUGUUCAGUGUCAGAACGGAUGGGUGUAUGACAACAGCACAUUUAAAUCUACUUUGGCAACAGAGUGGGAUCUUGUGUGCAGCAGAAAAGGGCUGAACAAGGCAACAGCCACCAUUUUCUUCAUUGGGGUUAUGGUGGGUGCCCCUUUAUUUGGGUUUCUCAGUGACAGGUUUGGCCGACGGAAACUGCUUUUGGUGUCUUAUUUGUCAUCCAUGAUGUUUGCCGUCCUAAGUGCGUUCUCCCCAUCGUACAUAAUGUUUGUCAUCAUGAGAUUUUUUACGGGGAUGUCACUUGUAGGAAUAAGUAUCAUCUCUAUUGUGCUAAAUGUUGAAUGGUUCGGCAUUGAACACAGGACCUUUUCUGGUGUGAUUAUAAGCUUGGAUUGGACACUUGGAAACUGGGUUCUGGUUGGAAUUGCAUAUUGUAUUAAUGAAUUUCGGAUGCUCAUCCUGGUAGCGACCUCACCACUGAUACUGGCCGUCAUGGCUUGGAGGUGGCUUCCAGAGUCUGCGAGGUGGCUCUUGGCAAACGGGAAAGCAGAUGCUGCACAUCAUUACAUAAUGAAAUGUGCUGAGAUGAACAACAGGACCAAGUGUAUGGACGCGAUCACACCAAUGGCAUUACUGGAAUCUGUACAGGAUGAAACUACAGAUAAGAAGUACACUAUUGUAGAUCUUUUCAAGACCCCAAAUAUUAGGAAACUUUCUAUAUGCUCAGGGAUAGUAUGGUAUGGAGUUGCAUUUACAUAUUAUGGGAUAAGUCUGAAUAUCACUGGGUUUGGACUAAACCCGUACCUCACCCAAUUUAUCUUUGCAUCCAUCGAAAUGCCAAUGAAGAUUGGUGUGUAUGUCUUCCUGGAAAAAUUUGGCAGAAAGCCUGGUGAGAUGGGAGCCCUGCUGUUGACUGGUCUCUGUCUCUUCAUCAACAUAUUUGUUGGAAAAGAUAAGUGGAUUAUUCGUACUGUUGUGGCAGUCCUUGGAAAAGCCCUGUCAGAAGCCUCAUUCACAAUCAUGUUCCUUUUCACGACUGAAUUCUUUCCUACAGUCGUACGACAGAACGGUUUAGGCUACACCUCGUUUCUGGCACGGCUGGGUGUGUCCAUAUCUCCGCUCAUCAUGCUAUUGGAGGAUGUGUGGCAUCUCCUCCCUGCAGUCACUUACUGUGCAGUGGCAAUUGGGUCUGGUUUAGUGACUUUCCUUCUGCCUGAAACAUUAAAUACCAGACUGCCAGAGUUAAUCGAGGAUAUUGAGAAACCGAGGGUACAGUCAACAAGGAGGAAGGACAUUCAAUAAAAAUCACACUUAUUGAUAAUGAGAACUUGCCCUCUAUAUAUUUGUUAUGGAAUGUUUGUUAAAUUUUAAUAAUUGGAGAUUAUUUGAUUUUAACAAUAAAUAAAAAAAUCCCAAUAAAUAAUGAAACCAACAGUUAGAAGGUAUUAACAAAUCCAAAGGUGUAUUGUCUAAAUAAUUUAGUCUGGCAACAGCAGAACAACAGUGGAAGAAACCCAAGAGCAGACAAUUGUAGCUGGAAAUAAAGUUUUAGUAAAAGAGAAAAUGGCUAUUGGUUUUAUUGAAAUUAUACAUUUUAUGGUGACAUACUGGUUUAAGUCUUAUUAUGUCCUGCUGUCGUGGCUCAGGGUAUAUGGGACAGCCCAGUAAUAUACUGGUGAUCUGCAAAGGAUAAGCACUUAUAAAUGAUGGAUGUAUGAAGGAGUUGGUUUCAUUUGCUUGCCAAAGUAUUGGACAAAAUGAAAACUUUAAGGUAUAUUGUUGUGUUUAAGUACUCUUUCAUAUUUAUAGUACUGUGUGUAUAUUCAUUAGUAUGCUGUGAUGAAUGUUGUCUGUCCUGCACCAUGAACAAGUUCUGUUGUUUAUUGU